AUGUCGACUAAACUCAUCCUAUGGAGUUUUUUAGCUCUCACUCUUGGCUGCAUUGCUUUAGCCUACGAACCUUCUCCUCUCCAAGAUUUUUGUGUAGCUGAUCCAGCUAACUCAGUGAAACUAAAUGGCGUUGCUUGCAAGAACCCGAUGCAAGUUAAAGCAGAGGAUUUCUUCUUCAGCGGGCUACACCUCAUGGGUAACACAUCAAAUGCUGUGGGAUCAAGGGUGACCCCAGUCUUUGCGACUCAACUACCUGGGCUAAACACUUUGGGCAUCUCAAUGGUUCGGAUUGAUUAUGCACCAUGGGGAAUUAAUCCUCCUCACACUCACCCACGAGCCACUGAAAUCCUUACUGUUCUCGAAGGGAGCCUAGAAGUCGGAUUUGUAACUUCUAACCCGGAUAACCGUUUUAUUACAAAGGUACUGCAAAAGGGUGAUGUUUUCGUGUUCCCAGUGGGACUCGUUCAUUUCCAACGCAACAUGGGUAAGGGUAAUGCAGUUGCUAUUGCUGCCCUGAGCAGUCAAAACCCAGGUGCCAUAACAAUUGCCAAUGCUGUUUUUGGGUCAAACCCUCCCAUUCCAGCGGAUAUUCUAGCCAAGGCAUUCCAGGUCGAUAAGAGUGUGGUGGACAUGCUGCAAACAAAGUUCUAG
Molecule: messenger RNA, 651 nt
Organism: Erigeron canadensis
Lineage: Eukaryota; Viridiplantae; Streptophyta; Magnoliopsida; Asterales; Asteraceae
Product: putative germin-like protein 2-1
Exons: 2
Coding region: 1-651 (216 amino acids)
Cellular component (GO): cell wall
Molecular function (GO): manganese ion binding
Source: RefSeq, a predicted model, not a curated record